UGAGUGUUGGAUGGCCGGGCGAUAGGGUCAGAGACGGUCCUGCAGGAUGAAUUCUCUCCUGUCUAUGGACAGACACAUCCAGCAAACCAACGACCGCCUCCACUGCAUCAAACAGCACCUGCAAAAUCCAGCAAACUUCCAGACGGCGGCGACGGAGCUGUUGGACUGGUGUGGAGAUCCACGAGCGUUUCAGCGGCCCUUUGAGCAAAGCCUGAUGGGAUGCCUAACGGUGGUGAGUCGUGUCGCAGGUCAGCAGGGUUUUGACAUGGAUCUGGGGUAUCGGCUGCUGGCCGUUUGUGCUGCAAACAGGGACAAAUUCACCCCUAAAUCAGCAGGUGAGACCCCACCGUCCUCUACGAUUGCCUCGACACCCUUUUUGAGGCUUAUUUAACUGCAAAGCGUGACAUUAGAGUCCAUAUGAGCUGAAAUGGUGCUUUUGGACCUGCUGCUCAACUGAGAGAAACUAAGCAGA
This is a messenger RNA of Sinocyclocheilus anshuiensis, 472 nucleotides long. RefSeq names its product zinc finger MIZ domain-containing protein 1-like. The coding region runs from base 47 to 391 and encodes 114 amino acids. The record is from RefSeq and is a predicted model, not a curated record. The transcript has 3 exons. NCBI's taxonomy places the organism in Eukaryota, Metazoa, Chordata, Actinopteri, Cypriniformes, Cyprinidae.